Messenger RNA from Papilio polytes (common Mormon), 1452 nucleotides. RefSeq names its product CDK5 regulatory subunit-associated protein 3. Gene Ontology annotation, biological process: regulation of mitotic cell cycle; regulation of cyclin-dependent protein serine/threonine kinase activity. Gene Ontology annotation, cellular component: endomembrane system. Lineage: Eukaryota; Metazoa; Arthropoda; Insecta; Lepidoptera; Papilionidae. The record is from RefSeq and is a predicted model, not a curated record.
AAUAAAAUUAGCAUAGAAAAUUAAAUAGCGGACAUAAUGGAUGAAAGUAAUAUUCCUAUCGAUAUAAAUAUAGGAAAGCUUCAAGACUGGCUGAUAAGUCGUCGACAUGUGAAUAAAGAAUGGCAAAAAAACAUAAUAGCUGUGCGAGAAAAAAUUAAUAAUGCAAUUCAAGACAUGCCAGUACAUGACGAUAUCGCAACUUUACUAUCUGGUAGCUACAUUCAUUAUUUUCAUUGCUUAAAAAUCAUCGAGAUUUUAAAGCAAACUGAGGCGGAUACGAAAAACAUAUUUGGUAGAUAUGGAUCACAAAGAAUGAAAGACUGGUUGGAUGUGAUUAAAAGUUAUGAAAAAGAAAACUUAUAUUUAGCUGAAGCGGCACAAAUGCUAGUUAGGAAUAUCAACUAUGAAAUACCUGGUUUGAAGAAACAAAUUGCAAAAGAGGAGCAAAUACAACUGGAUUGUGAGAAAAAGCACACAGAAUAUUUGAAAAACGAAGCUUCAAGCAAAUCUGAAUUUUUAACUCUAUGCAAACAAUUAGGAAUCGAGGGCAAUAAAAUUAAAAAGGAAUUAGUUGAGAGGUUACAAGAGUUACCGGAAAUAUAUGAUGAGAUAGGCAAAUCAUUGAAUCCAAUACUUCCAGCUAUAGAGUUAUAUUCAGCUUUUACUAAAUAUGUACUUGGUGAUCAAGCACCACAAGUGUUGCCAUUACUGCAAUAUGUGGUAGAACAUGGUAAUACCACUGUAUAUGAAUGGAAGUAUGGUGAAGCUCCGCUAAGGAUUGAAUUGGAUCCUAUACAUAUAGAAGUGGAAGAUGACAAGGCAGCUGGAGAUCAGAUAGAUUUUGGUGAUGGUGGUAUAGAUUUUGGUGAGAUUGAUACGUCAGCUAUCGACUUUGGUGAGGGAGAUGCAGGCGGGGAGAUCGACUGGGGUAAUAUUGAUGUUGCACCAACUGAUGUUGAUGUGUCAGCAGAGGUAGCCUCCAUCUCCCUGGAGGAGUCAGGGAUAGUGGUGGAGGAGGCGGGGCUGCAGGGCGGGGUGGCCACGGGCAGGGAGGCUCUCACACUCCUGGACAACCCUACCACGAGCAAUCAACUUGUGGAACAACUGCUCGAGUUGGAGUCGUUCCUGAAGAUGCGUGUGCACGAGUGCGGCGGCGAAGAGCAAUACGUGGACGUAUUGACCGCUCAGUUAGAGCAGAAGUUGUCUGUGUGCGACAAGGUGUCGCGGCUGGCGCAGCGCGAGCGCGAGCGCGGGCUGGGUGCGGGCGCGCGCGCCGCAGACCUGCGCCCGCUGCUCGCACGGCUCAUACAACGGACGAAGGAGUUACAAGCACAGAUUGAAGCAGACAUUUCAAAGAAGUACAAGGGAAGGCCGGUCAACGUUAUUGGUGGUGUGAAAUUUCUAUGAGAAUAUAAAAGUUUUGUACAUAUAAUAAAUAUAUGUUUUAUAAAA